Molecule: messenger RNA, 626 nt
Organism: Myotis daubentonii (Daubenton's bat)
Lineage: Eukaryota; Metazoa; Chordata; Mammalia; Chiroptera; Vespertilionidae
Gene: CSTB
Product: cystatin B
Cellular component (GO): cytosol
Molecular function (GO): cysteine-type endopeptidase inhibitor activity
Source: RefSeq, a predicted model, not a curated record
UCUCUCUGCCUUCACUGCGAAUCUCACUCGCAGGCCAUUGCUCUGUGCCCGCUGCUCUUCCCUUCUCUGCCCGCUGCUCCGCCAUGAGCGCUAGACUGAUUGGUGGGCCCUCCGAAACCCGGCCCGCCACGGCCGAGAUCCAGGCCAUCGCCGACAAGGUGAAGUCCCAGCUGGAGGAGAAGGAAAACAAGAAGUACCCCACUUUCAAGGCCACGGAGUACAAGAGCCAAGUGGUUGCGGGGACUAACUACUUCAUCAAGGUUCAAGUUGAAGAUGAUGACUUCGUGCACCUUCGUGUGUUUCAAAGUCUGCCUCAUGAAAACAAGGCCUUGGCCUUGCACAAUUAUCAGACCAGCAAGACCAAGCAGGAUGAGCUGGCCUAUUUCUAGUUCUGGAUUUUGAACUGAACCUUCACCAUGUGGUUCUCAGUCACGUGUUCGCGUGUUGGGGUCAUGAACGCCGUUUCUAUGCUGUGCCGCUUUCGCUGGAGGGGCUGCUCUGCACCAAUCUGGUGUCUCUGCAUUGACUUUAAUGGCGUGAUUUUCCUCCCAAUCAAUGAUCUUAACUAAAUUGCUUUCCAAGAGGGCUGAAGUGAUCCCUAAAUAAAUAGAUUAAGUUUUUGCAAA